AUGAGUGGAUUUGUAUUUUUAAUAUUUGUAAUUCUAUAUCUCUUUAAAUUUAACUUAAAUUCUUUAUUUAUUUUGUUAUCAAUAUCUAGACGUUCAUGUCAGUUAAUAUCUAGACAAUUGAAUAAUAAUAAUGGUCCAAUUAGAUCAUUAUCAACAUCUGCCACUACACAACCAAAAUGGGAUCAUAACUAUGAUGUUGUUGUAGUUGGUUCUGGAGCUGGUGGAAUGACCGCUUCAAUUACAGCCCAAUUGAAGGGUUUGAAAACUCUACUAAUUGAGAAGGACGAAAAGUAUGGUGGAACUAGUUCAAUGUCUGGUGGUGCACUAUGGAUUCCAAAUAACCUUUACCUUCAAGAGGGUGGUGUAAAAGAUAGUGUCGAGGAAGCCAAGAAGUAUCUAGAUGCAACUGUUGGUGAUGAUGUUAGUGAUGUACGUAAGAUGGCCUAUCUAACUCGUGGACCAGAGAUGCUUCAAUUCCUUCACGACAACACCAAUCACGUACGUUUCCAAUACACCAAUGGAUACUCUGAUUACUACCCCGAGAGACCUGGUGGACAUCCACGUGGUCGUUCAAUAGAUCCAGUUGUUUUCGAUUCAAAUAAACUCGGUUCACUACUCGAUACAAUGUUGCGUUCCCGUAUCAAUACUCAAGGAAUUGCAAUGACUUCCGAAGAGUUUGGAAAGGUAAACAUGUUUACCAGAACCUGGAAAGGAAAGCAAGUUAUGUUAAGUGUUGGUUUGCGUACAAUAGCCGCGCUGUUAACCGGUAAGAAGUUGUUCUCACUUGGUGAAUCACUCAUUGCUCGUCUACGUCUAUCAAUGGCUGAAGCAAAAUGUGAGAUGUGGUUGGGUACUCCGUUUGUCGAUCUUGUUCAAGAUGAGAGUGGAGCUGUCAUUGGUAUUCGUGUAAAGCGUUCCAAUGGAAAGGAAGAGUUGAUUCAGACAAAGGGUGGUGUAAUCUUCGCAUCAGGUGGAUUCUCCAACAAUCAAGCACUUCGUGAGCAAUACCUACCAAAACCAACCGAUAAAGCAUGGACUCACUCUGCCGAUGGUGCAACUGGUGACACACUUACAGCUGGUAUUCGCGCAGGUGCAGCAGUCUCAUUGAUGGACCGUGUUUGGGGAGCCCCUUCAAUUCCACGUCCAAAUGAGCAUCCAUAUUUUUUGGUUGCCGAUCGUUCCAUUCCAUCUAUGAUUAUCGUUGAUUCCAAUGGUUCACGUUACUUGAACGAGUGUAUUCCAUAUCAUGAGUUUGUCGAUAAGAUGUAUGCUCACGGAGCACCAGCUAUGAAUUCAUGGAUUAUCAUCGAUGAGAACACAAAGAAGCGUUAUCUAUUCGCCGGUCUCUUCCCAGGUCAGCCAUUCCCAAAGUCAUGGGUUGAAGGAGGUACUGUUCAACAGGCAUCUACACCAGAGGAGUUGGCACGUAAGAUCAAUGUUCCCGAAGAAGCACUCAAGGCAACCAUGGAGAGAUUCAACAGGUUGGCAUCAACUGGUAAGGAUACUGAUUUCAAUCGUGGUGAGAGUGCAUACGAUCGUUACUAUGGUGAUCCAACUCUUCCAAAUCCAAACCUCACUCCACUUCAAGCACCAUUCUAUGCCCUUCCAGUGAAAUCAGGUGAUUUAGAUACAAAGGGAGGUCUCUUAACAGAUGAAUGUGGUCGUGUAGUUCGUCCAAAUGGUGCUGUUAUCGCUGGUCUCUAUGCAACUGGUAAUUGUAGUUCAGCGGUGAUGGGUAAAACUUAUCCAGGUCCUGGUGCAACUUUAGGACCAUCAAUGUGUUUUGCCUACACAGCUGCAGUUGACAUUAAAAAUAAACUAUCAAAUAAGAAAUAG
This is a messenger RNA of Heterostelium album PN500, 1836 nucleotides long. RefSeq names its product 3-ketosteroid-delta-1-dehydrogenase. Bases 1 to 1836 code for a protein of 611 amino acids. Lineage: Eukaryota; Evosea; Eumycetozoa; Acytosteliales; Acytosteliaceae. The transcript has 4 exons. The record is from RefSeq and is a predicted model, not a curated record.